Hymenoscyphus albidus is the source of this 816-nucleotide messenger RNA. The record is from the annotation of a GenBank genome assembly. NCBI's taxonomy places the organism in Eukaryota, Fungi, Ascomycota, Leotiomycetes, Helotiales, Helotiaceae.
AUGAGUUCUAAAAGUUCAAAACCUACCACACCUGUCGAACCUGCAAAAGCUCCUCGACCUCUGAGGACGUCGGGCGAGAUUUUGGCGGAAGCCCGCAAGCUUCGGCAGAGAGCUGAUACUUUGAGAUGGAGGCUUGCUAUUGAAUUUGGAGAUAUACCAGAGGCUGUUCUCCCGCCGGCUCCUGGUUCUUCUUCUGCUGCAACUCCGGCGGCAACAGCAUCUUCUUCAGGGACACCGUCUUCUUCUUCAGCAGCGGCAUCUCCAGCGGAUCCAUUUUCUUUCACAACAUCCCGUCCAAAGCUAUUCUCCUUGUCAGACAUAACCCCCGAUGUCCCCCUCCACCCACGCACCAACAUGCCUCUCACACCCUUCACCCCCAACCCUCCGGAAGUUCUCAUCCCCUUCCACCUCAUGGACGACACCAUCUAUCACCGUCCACCAAUCUCACACGUCCCCGCCAUCGAACCCUUGAACGCCAGAACAUUAAUUGGCGGUUCACCAGACUGCUGGACCAGACGGCUCUCAGGACUGCUUCAGCAAAAUCAUUUUCUCGAUUUCACCGAAAACACUGCGCAUUACCGCAUGGAUUCAGGGAUGGGAAAGGGAGAAGAAGAAAAGGGUAAGGAGGGUGAUUGUGAUGGUGAGAGGUGGGUGGUUAGAUUUGAGGCGAACGGGCUAAAGACGGGGAAUGGGUACUUGGAGACUUACUUGAGGGUUACUUGGUCGGGAGAGACGGAGAAAGAGGCGAGGGAGAUGGCUGCGAAGGGGUUUUUGCAUUGUUGUAUGGAGGGGUGGGAGAGAAUGCGGAGGAUUUGA